GCGUCGGUGCCUGGAGCCGCGGCGCGCCGGGUCAAGGGUCGCCGGCAAGAUGGCGGCGCUAGCGACCUUCCGCCGACUGCUGGCCCUUCCCCGGGGGGCCCGGAGCUUCGGGGUGCGGCUGUCACCGACGGGGGAGAAGAUCACGCACACCGGGCAGGUCUACGAUGAGAAGGACUACAGGAAAGUGCGAUUUGUAGGUCGUCAGAAAGAGGUAAAUGCGAACUUUGCCAUUGAUUUGAUAGCAGAACAGCCUGUGAACGAGGUGGACCACAGGGUGAUAUCCUGUGAUGGCGGCGGGGGUGCGCUCGGCCACCCCAAGGUGUACAUAAACCUGGACAAAGAAACAAAGACAGGGACGUGUGGCUACUGCGGGCUGCAGUUCAAGCAGCACCACCACUAGUGCGGCCGUACCCAGCACCUGCCCUGGCCACCGCGCUCUGCUCACCGUGAUGGAAGCAGCGUCCGCCUCAGCUGCGGCGUUCGGCGCGUGAGGCCGCUGCUCUGAAUG
Dipodomys ordii (Ord's kangaroo rat) is the source of this 508-nucleotide messenger RNA. RefSeq names its product NADH dehydrogenase (ubiquinone) Fe-S protein 6, 13kDa (NADH-coenzyme Q reductase) (gene Ndufs6). Gene Ontology annotation, biological process: mitochondrial electron transport, NADH to ubiquinone. The transcript has 4 exons. NCBI's taxonomy places the organism in Eukaryota, Metazoa, Chordata, Mammalia, Rodentia, Heteromyidae. The coding region runs from base 50 to 400 and encodes 116 amino acids. The record is from RefSeq and is a predicted model, not a curated record.